UUUCAAGUUGCUUUAGGAUAUCGAUGAGUCAAAAAGUGAUUGAACAUUUUCGUCUUCGGUUUCAAGGUGGGUAAUUCGGCCAAUUUUGUCAUGUUUAGUAACAUUUAAGUGCCUCCUAAAGUGACAUUUUCUGAGCUUAUUCGAUGAAAGAUGAAAAUCCAUCUUUCUGGCUAGGGAAAAUCUUGAAAAAGUUGAACAAGAGUAGUGAGCUGUCUACUAGGCAUGGGUUCGUCUUCCUUGGAAGUAGCAAUUUCAUACAAAUUGAGUCAGCUCGCUUGCUUUCUGAUGGCUGAAACAUCUCAUGAGCAAAGCGAGUAAUCCACCAACAACAGAAACAAAAACAACAACAACCCUGCAGUCAGCAUAGGCCAUGGAUGGAUUUGUAUUUAUUUCACAGCAGAGUGAAGUGUAGUUGACUGCUGAAGCUAAUUUUCUGAACGUGAACGACUGGAUUCGAGGUGAAUUUGUGUUCCCCAAAGUGCGAUAACAUACCUAAUACAAGUGUGGUUCCAUGGGAUGUUUCAAUAUUUCGAGUUUUGUUGGAUAUGUGUUGAGGGUAAAGAUAGUAUACAGCCAAGUUUUAGUGCAAGAGUAAUCAGGUGAAGAAUCAAUCUUCUAAAUGAACCAGCAAGGAGCAGUGAUUUCCGGAAGAUAAGGUUGAAAUUUUUGGCCAAUCUGUGACGAGACUGUUCCAAUCGGAAUACUAAUGAAUGGAUGGAUUAUCUUUGAAGUGGAGCAGCUUAAUCGUGAGCGAUAUAAAAGAUUCAUUCUACGUGACUAAGAUAACCCGUGCAAGAAUUCCAAGAUGCUAGAACCUCGAAGAUAGCAUUCCAGAAACCCAACGAACUGGACGCAAACCUCAGUGCCCCACAGAUAGUCAGGAACCGGUAGACACCUCGCCAGCAGCAAAGUAACUGAAAUGCGUGCCAAGGCAGUCGUUCAGGACGAGAUGCGCAAAUCGAUUGCAGCCGAAUCGGAUGACGAUGCAACGCGCUCGUCAACGGGUGGUGGCUCUAGUGCUGCAACGACAACGGCCAACCAGCAGCACCAACAACAGCACCAGCGCCAGUUGGAUCUCAGCCUUCUGCGCAAGCCAAUCUUCACCGCCAUCACGGGCUUCCUGGAGGCGCACAAGGCUUACGAGGCCGGCACCGACGAGAUCCGGAAGCUGCUGACCAGCGAAUGUGACAUCCUUUACGAGUGCCGAGUUUGUAGGAAUAUCUUCCGAAGUCUCACCAACUUCAUAUCCCACAAACGGGUCUACUGCAGGAAGCUGUUCAAUGCGGCGCAACACUUCCACUUCCAAAACGAUGGCUUCCUGGAUCAAGAUCUGUCCACGAUACUGCAGGCGGAGCAAGACAGUCAACGCAAGGCCAAGAAGGUGCAUGUAGACAUUCUGAACAAGGAUUUGUCCAGUAUUAUAGAGCGGUUGCGGAGGAAGCAGCACAAAGUUAGCGAAGAGCUGAGUGCAACCGAAUUCUACAACCGAGCAAACCACAAAAUCACUCAGGAUGAUCUCAACCGGCAGCAGCACGUGCUGCAGUUGGAUCGGGUUCCCAGUUCGCAGGCUGCCGUUUAUCAGACGAUUCGUGCCUCGCAAAAUAUGCGAACGGAGCUGCACGAGCUCAACAGCAUGACAACGGUGCGGAAUGCCGUUCUCGAUCGAGAUGGACUCGUACAAAAAACCACACCUCAGACAAAAUCAUCAAAAAAUACUCUGCCGGUUAUUUGCGACCCCUCCAAUCGGUACUUCAAGCCAAUAGACGAAACCAAGGACAGUAUUCCACCAACGACCAACAACAACAACAACAACCCACAACAACAAAUCCAUAGCUGUGAUGACUGUAAUCUCCAAUUCGACACAGAGAAAACGCUUAAAGUGCACGUGGAGAUGAAACAUACCCCCUCGACCUACGUCUACAGCUGCCCCUACUGUUCCCGGACGUUUAUGCAGCCGGCCUCGGUGAUACGGCACCUCAGUAACGAUCACAAAAAAUCCUUACGGCGAAUAAAAAUGAUCCGCGAUUCGAUCCUCAAGAAGCGGAUCCGUGCCGACGAAGUGGUGGUCAAGGGAUCCUCGAAAGACGGGUCCUCAGGGACAAACUCCACCGCCAACAGUGGUCGGACGUCUACGACGGAUGCCAACGCACCGGAAGAACGGGACGAAGCUGCAGCGAUGCGAGCGUGGAUGGAAAACCUGGGUCACUCGGUUGAAGGUCCCAUGUGCUCGCACUGUGGGAAAACUUUCGAACGGAAGGCUGUUUUGACGACACACAUGCAAACGUGUGCUCAGAAGACGAAACUCUCGGAAGGUGCUGCUGCAACAACUACAACGGCACCUUCCGGUAGACGGAGUAAGGUUAAGGAAGAAGUGAAAAUCAAACAGGAACCUCAGGAGGUGGCAAACAGUGAUGAUUCUAAUUCUUAUGACGUUCCGCUGGCAGCUUUACAGGCGCGGAUCAAUCAGGACGGGGUAGCUUUGGUGAAUGGGGCCGUUACGGUGAAGCCGGAAGAAUUGAUAGCUUUACAGGAGAGCGAGUCGUGCAGUAGACGGAAGCGGAAAAAGCCUUUAAUUAUGUUAAGGAAUGCGACGGACGAUAUCAGCUGGGAGAUUGAAGACUGUGCGGUGACGGAUGAGAAUGUGAAAAAUUUAUCGAAUGUACAAAUCAAGAAGGAAAUCAUUGAAGAGUCUGAAAGUGCGGAUCUAUCGGCAGCGCAGGGCAAAAAAGGACCACGUGCUCGGAAGAGUAGAAAAGCUGAUGAAUCGACUGAAAACGUGGAAAAAAGUGUGAGUGAACGACGAGACGCGGCGGCUGACGAAAUAGUGUGUCGAUGUUCUAAAAAAUUCAGUGGUCUUGAAACGUACAAAAGGCAUCUACGGUUGACUCACAUCCGGCAGAGACGGUUUUGGUGCGCGGUUUGCGAAUUCAAAGGCUAUCGCAAAUCGGACACUGUAAACCACUUGAUUCAGGAACAUGGUUACAAAGGUGGUCCAGAAGAUGCUAGCUCUCUCAUAAAUGUGCAACCGGUGGAAAAGUUUCAGUGUGGACCUAUCGAUAACACUGACGAAGCGAUCAAAUCGAUUAUCGAGGCUGUGAGUCGAAAUGGCACCUCGGACCAAACGGAGCCCAGCAUCCUAGAGACGUCUGGGGACAAAUCAUAUCUGAGUAGUAGUUCUGUUCCGAAAAACGCUUCCGAAACUACACCAGAAGCUAGUCUUCGUGUGCCAACACCCGAACCUGGAUCCCCGAAAAAGCGGGGCCGACCCAGAGGAUUGCGGGAUUCAAUCUGUUCCCUUACACCACCGGAAGAGCUUUGUAAAAAGAGCAAGCCAAGCGAUUGUGAUGACGAAAACCUGAAUGCUACCUCGAAGCGACCCAUUCGUAAUCGGGUAAAGCCCGUUGACAAAGACUUCGUCUACGACCUAACAGAUCUGUUGAAUAAGGACGAAGAUCUAGACGAUUUUGCUCUGCCGGCCUUAGUUCUGGACAAACCAAUUCCGGAACUGCUUCCUGUUACAACUAAACUUGUCAAACCUAUCGAAUCUAGUCGAGUUCAAACUACCCAAGCCGUAACUUCCGAAAAACGGGAAACCAAAAAGGAAUCCCUUCGUUCCCAUGCGGCUAAAAUUAAAACCCUUUUACCGCCGGAGCUAGUAAAAGGGGCUGCCUACGCGAUGGCCAAACGGAAAGUCGAACAUGGCCUGGCGUCCUUCCACCGCCUUCCCGAUUACUCUCAAGAGCGAUCACCCCACAAAUGGCACCUCCCCCUGAAACGUCGAAUAACCACCAUUCACGACUGGCCAGUUGUCAAAAAAGAGCGCAAAUUCGGUUCCAUCACUAAACCCACGGCCGACAUUCAGCUCAAGCGCAAGUAUACGAAACGUGCCUCCACACUCAUCGACAAUGAUCUUCUAUCAGGCCUCACAAACAAAGAUCAACGGCGAGCCAUUCCCCGGAGAAAUAGUGUCGGAGCUUUACCGCGGAUGCGCCUUUCGGUUUCUUCGGAAAUUCUGAGCCGACUCAAACAUCCGGUAGCGGCCAAUGUUGUGCCAACUCCUACCAGUAGUAGUAGUAGUAGUAUUGGAGAAUCCCACAAUCUAGAUUUCCGGCAGUUUAUCGAGGCCCACCUGAAGGACCACCGUGCUGCCAUGGAUCAGGUUAAUCUCAACGGGACGACUGCGGAAGAUUUGAGUGAGCUCAAAGCGGAACCUAAGAAGAGGAUCACGAUGAUGCAGCGAUUGGAGGAGAACCGGAACAAACGAUUGCAGGAACAAAAUGGUCCAAUGCCUUCCACAUCAAAGACUCCAACAGCAGGACCAUCUCAGAUGGCUUCCGCUCCUUCAACGUCAACUCAUCAACCGAGCCCUAGUUCCAGCACUGCUCCUCGCAUGAACGUGGCCGACAUGUUGCACGCAAAACUGAAAAAAUUCUCAUCCUUCUAAAGCGGACAGCAGACAGAUGAACGGGGACGACAUGUUCCAUGUGCUUAAAACUAAUUUUCCCUGUCCGUUGGAUAUUUUCUUUCCAAAAAAGUGUCGAAUGUGUACUUUAGAGUAGUCCAAAUACAUUCGUACGUAUAAAAAUGAUUUAUAAUUCGGAUCGAAUAGUUUUUUGUUGCUGUAGAAGUUACGUUUCGAAUUUUUAUUUAAAUUUUCUUCAAACAUUUGGUUUUCGAUUAAUUUUUUUUUUUUUUUUGGAAAGGCACAUUUAGUUCUUUUAUGUCGACUUCUAAUUCUACUACCUGCUUCAGAUUUGAGUAGGCAUUUAUGACGGUUUUAGAGCAUAGUUAUGGUGUGUAUAGUUUAAUCCACCUUCGUUACCUUCGUUUUAGUUUUGUGCGUAUUAGUUCAAAUAGUAGGUAGUUUAUGUAUUGUAGGGUUUUUCUUCUCUCUCGGAGAAUGAAACAAAAAUAACGUUAUCUAUUCUAAAGCACUACCCCUACAAGUAUGUAGUUAGUUGAUAGAGUUUAGUUCUAAUUUCUUAUUUGUGAUUGACCACAAGUUGUUCUUAAAAUAAAAACAAAAUAUCGCGUAGUGUAGAUACAGACAAAUAAGUAACAAAAAACGGUAAUCUAAUAAUACACAAAAGGGAAGUGAAAUCUAGUUAAAAGAUGAAAGCCUGAGUGCGAAAGUUCGCAUCGUAAUACAAUUUAGAAAGUAGGUACUAUAUGUUUGUGUAUUUAACAAAAGAAAAUAAAACAGUGUACCGGAAAAGACGAUUUACAAA
Molecule: messenger RNA, 5228 nt
Organism: Uranotaenia lowii
Lineage: Eukaryota; Metazoa; Arthropoda; Insecta; Diptera; Culicidae
Exons: 6
Coding region: 920-4444 (1174 amino acids)
Source: RefSeq, a predicted model, not a curated record